ACUCCCAGCAGCUCUGCACGUCCCCUCGGCAGCAGUAGCAGCACCUCGAUCCACGCCGUCCUGUACAGCCCACCGCCCGCUCGUGGCUGCGAAACACUGAAAGCACCCAAGCAACCUCACCCCCCGUCAAUCGCCAACGCAAAUGGAGAAGGCAGCUGCGUCUAUCACUAUACCUGAUCAACGCCAUCGGCAGGCUGUCAAGAUCGAGGCUGGGUCCUCGCCGUCCUCCCUGUCGUCGUACUCCAGCUCGCCGAGCUCCCCAGAGCCGUCUCCCCAAUCGCCGUCUCGGACAGCCCAAAAGCAGAAGCUGCUGCACGCUCGGCGGCCGAGUUUAUUGAGCUCGGCAUUUACCCAGCAAGAAUGUACUACAAUUAAAAUUGGGGACGAUCCCGAAGGGCCCAUCCGGCUCGUUACCUACCUCUCUUCCGCCCAAGGCUUUGUCUGGAACCCUGAGAUCUUCGUCCCCUCAUAUUGUGACCACGACUACGUGCCACUCGAACAGCGUCGCGACCCCGUGCACGAGAUCCACCUAAGCGACGACGAUAUCAAGAAGAUCCUCCCGCAAUAGACGCAAGACCCAUUACAUAAGGCCGGUACGAUCUUGACGGCAGAUCCGUGUACAAGAGCAGUAUCUAGUUGCGGGAUCGUUU
This is a messenger RNA of Chaetomium strumarium, 650 nucleotides long. RefSeq lists its product as uncharacterized. Lineage: Eukaryota; Fungi; Ascomycota; Sordariomycetes; Sordariales; Chaetomiaceae. The record is from RefSeq and is a predicted model, not a curated record. The transcript has 3 exons. The coding region runs from base 143 to 568 and encodes 141 amino acids.